AUGACUUCCGCGAUUACGUCUGACGAACUCCGGACGGACGAUCAUGAGCUGGUCAAUGCAAGUGGGCAUGCCCAAGAGCUGGAGCGAAACUUCAGUCUACUCAGUGUCGCGUCGGUUGGUAUAACCACUGGGAAUACCUGGGCUGCUCUGGGUGGCUCAAUUGCCAUUGCCAUCUACAAUGGAGGCCCUCCAGGAGUUCUAUAUGAGCUCAUUGCCUCCUCCGUGUUCUACUGGAUGGUCGCUGCCUGCAUCGCCGAGCUCGCCUCCGCCAUCCCCUCCUCCGCCGGCGUCUACCACUGGGCCACCGUGACCGCCGGCCCGCGCUUCGGCAAGCCGGUCGGCUUCUUCGCCGGCUGGUGGAACUUCUUUGCCUGGAUCUUCGGCGCCGCCUCCAUGUCGUCCAUCGUUGCCAACCAGACCAUCUCCAUGUGGUCGCUGUUCCAUCCCGACUACGCGUUCCAGCGUUGGCACGUCUUCGUCGUAUACCUGAUCACCACGUGGAUGUGCUGCGCCGUCGUGCUGUUCGCCAACCGCGCGCUGCCGUAUGUAGGGCAGAUGGGCUUGUUCUUCAUCCUUGCCGGUGUGCUCGUGUCGAUUCUGGUCUGCGCCAUCAUGCCGAGCACCACCGGGACCGGCCACGCCAGCGACCACUUCGUGUGGAAAGAUUGGCAGAACAUGUCUGGGUGGCCGGAUGGAUUCGCCUUUUUAACCGGGAUGCUGAACGCCGCGUAUGGCGUCGGCACGCCGGACUGCGUCUCGCAUCUGGCGGAAGAGAUUCCGAAUCCGCGAACCAACAUCCCGAAGGCGAUCGCCGCGCAGAUGGUCGUGGGAUUGAUCACUGCGAUCUGCUACCUGGUGACGCUGUUCUACUCCAUCAACGAUCUGGACGCGGUCCUGAACACGAGCAACAAUUUCCCGUUGGCGGAGAUCUACCAUCAAGCCACGUCAUCGCGAGGCGGCGCACUGGGCUUGUUGCUCGUCAUCUACAUGCCGACGCUGGUUACCUGCAUUGGCUGCUAUAUCACAGCUGGUCGCAUGCUAUGGACGCUUGCACGAGACUCGGCGACGCCCGCGAGCGGAUGGCUUCGAACGAUCAGUCCAACGUGGAAAAAUCCAUUCAACGCCACCCUUGUAUGUGGGAUUAUUUGCUCGAUCAUGGCAUGUAUAUAUGUGGGCAGCGACACUGCGUUCAAUGCCUUUGUUGGCUCGUUUGUAAUAUUGGUCACGCUGUCCUACCUGUCUGCUAUCCUGCCUCAUAUGUUGACGAGGAAACGAAAUGUGGCUCCCGGGCCGUUCCAGCUGAAAGGCGUUUUCGGAUACACUCUCGGCAUUAUCUCUUGCGCCUACAUGGCCGUCUUCAUCGUCAUAUUCUGCUUUCCAUUUGCUAUGCCGGUGGAUGCUCUCACGAUGAACUAUGCGUCCCUGAUCACCGGCGGGUUGACCAUCUUUAUAGCCGCAUGGUGGUUCUGGAAGAGCACACGGGGAUAUGAGGGACCGAAAGGCCUAAUCGAGGUUGAGGCUGCACUAGUCGCCGAAAGAAGGGCAGAUUCAGUGAGCAUAGAGAAGGUGUAG
Molecule: messenger RNA, 1572 nt
Organism: Eremomyces bilateralis CBS 781.70
Lineage: Eukaryota; Fungi; Ascomycota; Dothideomycetes; Eremomycetales; Eremomycetaceae
Product: amino acid transporter
Exons: 3
Coding region: 1-1572 (523 amino acids)
Biological process (GO): transmembrane transport; amino acid transport
Cellular component (GO): membrane
Molecular function (GO): transmembrane transporter activity
Source: RefSeq, a predicted model, not a curated record